AUGGCAUCUGUGUCAACCGCAAUGCGCGUGACGCAUGGGCUGGUGCGUUGGUCUCCGUGCAGUCUAUACCUGGCAUCUGCAGACAGCAACACUCUAGUCAUUCGAGAUGCUUUCUCGCUUCAAAUUAUACAACGCUACUCGACGUUGGGUGCGAUACAGAUGCUGUCCUGGUCUGAAGACUCCCAGUUCGUAUUGACCGCCUCACUCAAACGCGCUGUGGUGCAGCUCUGGUCUGUGCAAGAUGCGUCUUGGAAUUGCAAAAUUUCAGAAGUGUCCGAUUUUCAGCUACACGCGACCGUAUGGUCCCUUGAGGAUCCGACAACCCGCUGCUCCAUCCGUAAUCCAAAACUAGCAGCCGACGGUAUUAAAUUUACAAAGAAUGGGUUAUUUCUGGCAGUACUGGAGCGACACGACUGCAAAGACUCCAUCAGCAUUUAUAGCUGUGAGAGCUGGGAGCACACGGUUCAUUUCUCCGUCGACAGCUACGACUGCGCCGAAAUUGCAUGGUCAUCCGAUAACGCGACAAUCGCUGUGCGGGAUACCAACUUGGAAUUCAGACUUUUGGUUUAUUCGCUCGAUGGGACGCUUUUGACAAAGUACAAGGCUUAUGAAAACGCUUUGGGCUUGAAGAGUAUGGCGUGGUCGGCGUCAGGCCAGUUUCUUGCGCUUGAAAGUUUCGACAAUCACUUGCGUGUGCUGAGUCAUGUCAAUUGGAAACCUGUUGCGGACUUUGAUCACGAAAGUAUUGCCGUCACGACAUCACAUGCAAAUCACGCAGCGAUCGAAUACGAAGAAAGCUUCGUGGAUAGUGUCUUGAAUCGACCGCAAGGAAAGCGUGUUGCUGUGACACAGCGAAAAUCUGCACUGCUAUCAAAUUCGUUGCAGGCUGCUUCCGCGGCCUCACAGGCUGCCGGCGGCAAAAAGACUCGUAACAUUUGUUUUGUGACACGAAAGCCACCCUUUUCCGUUCGCACGAUCAGCUCCAAUCCAUUAUCAGAGAGUCCGAAAAUUGGCAAAAAUCAGGUUCUUUGGAGUGCUGACUCUUCAUAUCUUGCUAGCAAAUGUGAUCAAAUGCCGUACAAUGUGUGGAUUUGGCAAACAGAGACUUUACAAUUGCAUUCGGUUGUAUCGCUACUCGAGUCGGUCCGCAGUUUUCGAUGGGACCCCACUCACACGCGUCUUGCAAUCACAUCUGGAGUAAACCGUGUAUAUAUGUGGACAACCGAAGGCGUUUCAUGGAUUGACAUACCUUCUGAAUCGUUUCAAGCGCUGAGUCUUCAAUGGGCACCAUCUGGAGAUGCUUUUAUUGUUAUUGAUCGUCAGAGUUGUUGCCUCAUGACGCUUUAA
This is a messenger RNA of Plasmopara halstedii, 1347 nucleotides long. RefSeq lists its product as uncharacterized. Gene Ontology annotation, molecular function: protein binding. The record is from RefSeq and is a predicted model, not a curated record. The transcript has 7 exons. Gene Ontology annotation, biological process: mitotic sister chromatid segregation; microtubule anchoring at mitotic spindle pole body; protein localization to mitotic spindle pole body. Bases 1 to 1347 code for a protein of 448 amino acids. NCBI's taxonomy places the organism in Eukaryota, Oomycota, Peronosporomycetes, Peronosporales, Peronosporaceae. Gene Ontology annotation, cellular component: microtubule organizing center; MWP complex; mitotic spindle.